Perca flavescens (yellow perch) is the source of this 3617-nucleotide messenger RNA. It is a transcript of the gene dll4, whose product is annotated as delta-like 4 (Drosophila). The record is from RefSeq and is a predicted model, not a curated record. Lineage: Eukaryota; Metazoa; Chordata; Actinopteri; Perciformes; Percidae. Bases 399 to 2471 code for a protein of 690 amino acids. Gene Ontology annotation, cellular component: membrane. Gene Ontology annotation, biological process: cell communication; multicellular organism development; Notch signaling pathway. The transcript has 11 exons. Gene Ontology annotation, molecular function: calcium ion binding.
ACUACGGUUCAUUCACGAGUAAUAAGACGAGUGAUGAACAUCCGUGGCGCACUGACGCACCAAGUUCAGCACCAAAACAAGCUCUCUGAGCCGCGCGCACACAGCGGAGUGACCGUUGUGGAGUACAGUACGAUGCAAGAAGGGGACGCCUGCUGACAGAAAGAAGCACGGCUGUGGAUAUUGGUCUUCCAUCACCUUUGGAUAACUUUGAAACGCUUUCUCUGGACGCUUCUGACGCACACCAACAAGGAGCUACAGGAGAACUCCCUGGGAGUGAAGAAGGAUUUAUACGAGAUUUCCCCCCCCUAAUUUGUUUACGGUGGUGUAAAUACUUUGGAAUAGAAAGGUUUUACUGCUUUAUUGGCUGGUGACGCGGCUGCAUAGGAGAAGCGAGAAGGAUGGCAGCCUGGUUCACCUUUACCAUCGCAUUCAGCACCACGUUGAUAUCACAGGUAUUUGGAUCCGGUGUUUUUGAGCUUGAUCUCCACGAAUUUAAAAAUCACAAAGGUUUGCUGGCAAACGGAAACGCGUGCAAACCCAACUGCAGGACUUAUUUUAGAAUUUGCUUGAAGAACUAUCAGGCUGUGGUCUCGCCAGGUGACUGCAUCUUUGGAAGUACAAUGACAGCAGUGCUGGGGACAAACUCUUUCAGCGCCAAGGACAGUGGCACUUUACCUAGACCGAUUCAGAUACCGUUCACCUUUGGAUGGCCGGGGUCAUUUUCAUUAAUAAUUGAAGCCUGGCAUUCACCUUAUGGAAGUCUACCUGUAGAUACAAACAACCCAGAGUGUUUGAUUAGCUUUAUGGCCAUCCAAAGACAGCUUGGUGUAGGAACUGAUUGGUCUCAGGAUACGCAGACUGGAAAGCAGACUGAGCUGAGAUAUGCUUACCGGUUCAUCUGCAACGAAAGUUACUAUGGAGAAAGUUGUUCCAAAAAAUGUGCACCCAGGGACGACCGAUUUGGCCACUACACCUGCAACCGUGACGGGCAGUUAUCCUGUCUGCCUGGCUGGAAGGGGAAAUACUGCGAAGAACCCAUCUGUCUGGAGGGCUGCAGCGAGAGGAACGGAAACUGCUCCAAACCUGGCGAGUGUGUAUGCAGAGAUGGCUGGAAGGGUACCUUCUGUGACGAGUGUAGGAAGUACCCGGCCUGCAAGCACGGUACCUGCCAGCUGCCAUGGCAGUGUAACUGUCAGGAGGGCUGGGGAGGCCUAUUAUGUGACCAAGACCUGAACUUCUGCACCCAUCACCAUCCCUGUGUGAAUGGCGCCACCUGUAUGAACACAGGGCAGGGCAGCUAUACGUGUACAUGUCUGCCAGGUUUCACAGGGGUCAACUGUGAGCUGGAGAUGCAGGAGUGUGACAGCAAACCCUGCAGGAAUGGAGGGAUAUGCACAAAUUUGGACAGUGGCUACAUGUGCGCAUGUCCCCAAGGUUUCGAGGGCUCCCACUGUGAGCACAGCCUGCUGACGUGCGCCGACUCGCCGUGUUUCCACAGCGGCAAAUGCUGGGAGAAGGACAAUGGCCGCAGCUACAUGUGCGAGUGUCCCCGCGGCUACACCGGACUCAACUGCGAGAAGAGAGUGGACAAGUGCACGUCGCUUCCCUGCGCUAAUGGUGGUCUGUGUCUGAUCCACGGUGGCAUGCGCGUGUGUAGCUGCCGUGCAGGAUUUACCGGCCAGCGCUGCGAAAUUAACAUCAACGAGUGUGCCGGUAACCCCUGCCUCAACGGAGGCACCUGCCAAGACCGAAUCAACGACUACACCUGCACCUGUCCCGCGGGCUACGGGGGCCGCAACUGCGACAGAGUCCUGGAUGAGUGUUCCCUUCGCCCAUGCCUCAACAGGGGCGUUUGCACUGGGGGCGGCGGGCCAGGCAAACCUCCAGCAACCUGCGUGUGCCCAUCAGGCUUCACCGGGCCGCGCUGCGAGUUCUUCGACGCCGUCACCUCUCCCGUGACCAACGGAGAGAUUCAAGACGGCUUCCAGUGGGCGGCCGUUUCUCUGGCUGUGGGGCUGGUGGCGCUGCUGGUGCUGCUGUGUAUGGUGGGCCUGGCUUUCAGGCACAUCCACAGGCAGGCCCAAAGAGAGAGGGGAGACACGGAGACUAUGAACAACUUGUCCAACGUUCAGAAGGACAACCUGAUCCCCGAGUCCCAGCUGAAAAACACCAACCAGAAAAUGAGCCUGGAGGUGGACUGUGAUUCCGAGAAAUCAAACUUUAUCCAUAAAAACUAUAUCUUGGACCCAUACAGCUCUAAAUCAAAGGAGUUCAAGGAUGAAAAGUCACAAGAGGAUAAAAGUCUUAUUUAUGACAAAUGUUUAGAAGACAAAAUGCCCUUGAGUAAAAUGUACAGUGAAAAGCCAGAGUGUAGGAUAUCAACGAUAUGUUCCUCAAGAGACUCCAUGUACCAGUCGGUAUUUGUUAUAGCAGAGGAGAGGAGGGAGUGCGUCAUAGCAACUGAGGUAUAAACUGAGGGGUCUGAAGGCGAGGGGAAAAAGGAAAAAGACACAAUCGAGGCAGAAUAAAAUAUUCUAGAUUGUUUACAAAUGCUCAGAAGAGACUGGAGAUUGUUUUAGAUGUCCACUGCUGCUCUGGAACACUUGAGAACUGAAGAGGGCAGAAACCUCUGCUCUUCAAAAAAAAGAAAAGAAAACGAGACAGAACAGAACUGAGAAACUUUAUGUUGACCGAGUGUUUGUAUUCAAAACAUGUACAGAGAAGGACCUCUCUCAGUUGUGACAACGGUUACACGGACUGGCGAAUAGACAAUGUGACAAGGUGUGAAGACUGACAGAGCAUCGGUGAAAUGUUAAUUUAUAAUCUCGGCCAUCCUGGACAGCAGAAAGAGGUGAAGGCGGAUCUUUGCCCCUCGUAUCUGGCCUUUUGUGAUAAUCAUGAUGACUUUGACAGCCAACCAAUCAGUUUAAAAAAAAAAAAAAAAAAAAGGUGCCUAAGAUUUGACCCCUUCAAAUCCCCCUCCCACACACUCACUUCUGCCAGCUUCGCCUGCUAUGCAAGACUCCGGGUCGAGACGAGUGAACUCGCCCACUGUCGCAAUCCAACCUCACAAACACUGAGAGUUAUGAAUGUCUGAAACUAAUCUUCAACUGUCAAUCACGUGAAAAUGACUGGUUGGACUUUUCCAUGCAACGGUGAAGAUUGUAUGCAGUCCAAAUUCACUAGAAGCCUUAAAAGAGGGGGUUUGAAUGCUAAAUUUGUGCCCUUGUCUGUUCUUGGAUCCUUUGCACUACAAAAGAAAAAUCGAGGAAAAUAGUUUUUAAUCAACAGGGAUUUGAAGAGAAAACCACAGGAGCGCAAUAGUCAGUGCUGUGCCAGCAAGAUCCAAGAGAAAGGAAAAGUUUGCAUAGAAAAGUGUUUUUUUUUUUUAUGCAAUCCAACUAAGAAAAACAAGGAGAAAAGACUGUCACACCACUGCCUGCCUAUAAAACAUUUACAAAAUACAGAACCAAUAAUGUAAUUUUUUUAAAUGAUUAUUUCCAGAGUUUAAUUUAAAUAUGACACACUGCUCUUUAUAUGUUUUAUAAUAUUAUUUUGUAUAUAAUGCAUAUUUAUAAGGACCAAACUUCUGAAGAAUAAAACUACCUUGAAAACUG